Molecule: messenger RNA, 6553 nt
Organism: Brienomyrus brachyistius
Lineage: Eukaryota; Metazoa; Chordata; Actinopteri; Osteoglossiformes; Mormyridae
Gene: dock1
Product: dedicator of cytokinesis 1
Exons: 53
Coding region: 186-5864 (1892 amino acids)
Biological process (GO): small GTPase-mediated signal transduction; cell migration
Cellular component (GO): cytoplasm; plasma membrane
Molecular function (GO): guanyl-nucleotide exchange factor activity; small GTPase binding
Source: RefSeq, a predicted model, not a curated record
CUUUUGCGCUCAUUCUGGGCUUAGCUGCUACUCGUGGAAAAUGGCGGCGCGGUGAGCUCCGGCCAGGCAGGAAAAAAGUGGGAAAAUAAAGGGAAAAGAAGUAAAAGAAAGGGGAAAAACGCGGCGGCUUUGUCCAGCGGACUCAGCGUAUCAGAGAGAUUAGUUUUCUUUGGUAGUUUGCGAGGAUGUCCCGGUGGGUCCCCACUAAGAAGGAAAAGUACGGCGUCGCAAUCUACAACUAUGACGCCAAGGGGCCUGAGGAGCUCUCCUUGCAGAUUGGGGACACCGUGCACAUUCUAGAGACCUAUGAAGGCUGGUACAGAGGGCACCGCCUGCGUAGGAAGACAAAAAAGGGCAUUUUCCCCGUGGGCUACAUUCACCUGAAGGACGCCGCCAUCGAAGGCAGUGGGCAGAAGGAGACAGUCAUCCCCAUCGAGCAGCCCCUGGUCCACGAGGUCACCACCACAUUACGAGAAUGGGCUGCCAUCUGGAGGGAGCUCUUUGUGGGGGACAAGCGGGAGACCUUCAACAGCGUCCGCGACAUGAUCUACGACCUCAUCGAGUGGCGGUCCCAGAUCCUGUCCGGCACCCUUCCUCAAGACGAGCUGACGGAGCUCAAGCAGAAGGUCACUUCGAAAAUAGAUUACGGGAACAAGUACCUGGGCCUGGACCUGGUGGUUCGGGAUAAGGACGGGAAUAUCCUGGAUCCAGACCUGACCAGCACCAUCAGCCUGUUCCGAGCCCAUGAAGCAGCCUCCAAGCAAAUAGAGGAGAGGAUACAGGAGGAGAAGUCCCAGAAGCAGAACUUGGACCUCAGCCGGCAGGAGAAGUUUGCCUCCACGCCUUCCUUUGCCUUGUUCAUCACCCUGAAGAACGUGGUGUGUAAGAUCGGCGAGGACGCCGAGGUGCUCAUGUCUCUGUACGACCCCGUGGAGUCCAAGUCCAGGUUUAUCAGUGAGAAUUACCUGGUGCGAUGGUCAAGCUCCGGAUUGGUAAAAGACAUCGACCAGCUGCACAACCUGCGAGCCGUCUUCACUGACCUGGGCAGUGAGGACCUUAAGAGGGAGAAGAUCUGCUUUGUCUGUCAGAUCGUGAGGGUCGGCCGCAUGGAGCUGAGGGACAACAAUGCACGCCGGUUGACUUCAGGGCUCCGCCGGCCAUUUGGAGUUGCCGUGAUGGACGUCACUGACAUCAUAACGGGUAAAAUGGACGACGAAGACAAGCAGCAUUUCAUUCCGUUCCAGCCGGUGGCAGGGGAGAACGACUUCCUCCAGACAGUCAUCAACAAGGUCAUCGCUGCCAAAGAGGUCAACCACAAGGGACAAGGAGGAACCCACUGGAAAUCCCGAAAUCUCAAGGGCAGCUUGCAAAGCCCACACACACACAGCAUGCGAACCUCCAGUGCUGGAGGGUUGUGGGUGACACUGAAACUACUCCCUGGAGACAUCCAUCAGAUCCGCAAAGAUUUCCCUCACCUAGUGGAUCGGUCAACGGCUGUGGCCCGGAAGAUGGGAUUCCCCGAAAUCAUCAUGCCAGGUGACGUCCGCAACGACAUAUAUGUGACGUUGGUCCAGGGGGACUUCGAAAAGGGCAAUAAGACCGCAUGGAAAAAUGUGGAGGUCACCAUGUCUGUUCACGAUGAAGAUGGCAAAAAACUGGAGAACGUCAUUUUUCCUGGUGCUGGCGAUGAUGGGAUCAUGGAGUACAAGUCUGUGAUCUACUACCAAGUGAAACAAUCGCGCUGGUUUGAAACGGUCAAGGUGGCUAUUCCCAUCGAGGACGUGAACCGCAGCCACCUGCGCUUCACCUUCCGCCACAGGUCGUCUACGGAAUCAAAGGACAAAUCGGAGAGAAUAUUUGCCCUGUCGUUCGUCAAACUGAUGCGAUACGACGGCACGACUCUGCGGGACGGGGAGCACGAUCUCAUUGUCUACAAGGCAGAGGUGAAGAAGCUGGAGGACUCUUCGCUCUACCUGAACCUCCCUGCCACCAAGGUGGAGAUGGAGGAGAAGGGCUAUGCUACAACGAGCAGGAGCAUGCUGAACUUGAGCAGCUGUACUAUCAGCAAGGACUGCUUCCAGAUCUCAACCCUGGUGUGCUCCACCAAGCUCACGCAGAACGUGGACCUGCUGGGUCUCCUCAAGUGGCGCUCCAACACCAGUCUCCUGCAGCAGAACCUCCGGCAGCUUAUGAAGGUGGAUGGAGGGGAGGUGGUGAAGUUUCUGCAAGACACACUGGAUGCUCUCUUCAACAUCAUGAUGGAGAAUUCAGACAGCGACACAUUCGAUACUCUGGUGUUUGACGCCCUGGUAUUCAUCAUCGGGCUCAUUGCCGACAGGAAAUUCCAGCACUUUAACCCUGUCCUGGAGACGUACAUCCGCAAGCAUUUUAGUGCCACUCUGGCCUACACGAAGCUGACCAAGGUCCUGAAGAAUUACGUGGAAAAUGCGGAGAAGCUAAGCGACCAGCUGCUGAAGGCCAUGAAGGCCAUGGAGUACAUCUUCAAGUUCAUCGUCCGCUCCAGGGUGCUCUUCAACCAGCUGUACGAGAACAAAGGAGAGGCCGACUUUGUGGAGUCCCUGCGCAGCCUCUUCACGUCCUUCAGUGACAUGAUGAGCGACGGCUCGGAGAGCAUCGACACGGUUAAGGAUGCUGCCCUGAAAUACGUUCCCACCAUCGUCAAUGACGUCAAACUGGUUUUUGAUCCGAAGGAGCUCAGCAAGCUGUUCAUUGAGUUCAUCCUCAAAGUUCCUCUGGGUCGCCUGGUUAAGGAGAAGCUGUACUGCAUGAUUGACAUCGUCCACAGUGACCUCUUCACUCAGCAUGAUUGCCGUGAGAUCCUGCUUCCCCUCAUGACCGACCAGCUGAAGUUCCACCUGGAGGAGCAGGAGAAGUUCGAGGCUUGCUGUCAGCUCCUCAGCAACAUCCUGGAGGUGCUCAACAGGAAGGAUGUGGGCCCCGCACAGUGGCACAUUCAGAUCAUCACAGAGAAGCUCCUGCGCACAGUCAACAGGACGGUCAUCUGUAUGGGUCGCGACUCCCAGCUCAUCGGCAGCUUCGUGGCCUGUAUGACAGCAAUGCUGCGGCAGAUGGAGGAUUACCACUACACGCACCUGAUCGGCGCCUUCGGCAAGAUGAGGACGGACGUGGUGGACUUCCUGAUGGAGACCUUCAUCAUGUUCAAGGAUCUCAUCGGCAAGAACGUUUACCCCGCUGACUGGGUGAUAAUGAACACCAUGCAGAACAAAGUCUUCUUGCGGGCCAUCAAUCAGUAUGCGGCCGUCCUGAACAAGAGGUUCUUGGAUCAGACCAGCUUUGAGCUCCAGCUCUGGAACAACUACUUCCACUUGGCUGUGGCCUUCCUCACCCAGGAGUCCCUGCAGCUGGAGAACUUCUCCAGCGCCAAGCGGGCCAAGAUCUUCCACAAGUACCAAGACAUGAGAAGGCAGAUCGGGUUUGAAAUCCGAGACAUGUGGUACAACCUGGGUCCCCACAAGAUCAAGUUCAUCCCGGAGAUGGUGGGGCCCAUACUGGAGAUGACACUGGUGCCGGAGAUGGAGCUGCGCAAGGCCACCAUUCCCAUCUUCUUCGACAUGAUGCAGUGCGAGUUCCUCCUCACCCGCACUUUUCAGCGGUUCGAGAACGAGAUCAUCACCAAGCUGGAUCACGAGGUGGAGGGCGGCCGCGGUGACGAGCAGUACAAGGUCCUCUUCCAGAAGAUCCUUCAGGAACACUGUCGCAAGCACAAGUACCUGGCAAAGAACGGGGAGACCUUCGUCACGCUGGUGGUGAGGCUGCUGGAACGCCUGCUGGACUACAGGACCAUCAUGCAUGACGAGAACAAGGAGAAUCGCAUGAGCUGCACCGUCAACGUGCUGAACUUCUACAAAGAGAUUGAAAGGGAGGAGAUGUACAUAAGGUACUUGUACAAACUGUGUGACCUCCACAGAGAGUGUGACAACUACACGGAGGCCGCCUACACGCUGCUUCUGCACGCCAAGCUCCUAAAGUGGUCCGAGGAGCCGUGUGCCGCCCAUUUGACGCAGAGGGAUGGCUAUCAGGCGGCUACGCAGGGACAGCUGAAGGAGCAGCUCUACCAAGAGAUCAUCAGCUACUUCGACAAGGGCAAGAUGUGGGAGGAGGCCAUCAUCCUGGGGAAAGAGCUGGCCGAGCAGUACGAGAACGAGAUGUUCGACUUCGAGCAGCUCAGCGCCUUGCUGCGCAAGCAGGCCCAGUUUUACGAGAACAUUGUCAAGGUGAUCAGACCCAAGCCAGACUACUUCGCCGUCGGCUACUACGGCCAGGGAUUCCCCUCCUUCCUCAGGAACAAGAUGUUCAUCUACAGAGGAAAGGAGUAUGAACGUCGGGAGGACUUCGAGGCGAGGCUGCUGACCCAGUUCCCGAACGCGGAGAAAAUGAAGACGACCACGCCGCCCACAGAGGACAUCAAAAACUCCUCUGGACAGUACAUCCAGUGUUUCACCGUGAAGCCCAAACUGGAGCUACCCUCUAAGUUUCAGAACAAGUCGGUGUCAGAACAGAUCGUCAGCUUUUAUACGGUGAAUGAAGUCCAAAAGUUCCAGUACUCCAGGCCCUUUAGGAAGGGAGAGAAAGAUCCGGAGAAUGAGUUUGCAAAUAUGUGGAUCGAGAGGACCACGUAUGUGACAGCAUACAGACUCCCAGGAAUCCUGCGCUGGUUCGAGGUGCAUUCCUCCUUCACGGAGGAGGUGAGUCCUCUGGAGAACGCCAUGGAGACCAUGCAGCUGACAAACGAGAAGAUCAACAACAUGGUGCAGAGGCAUCUGAACGACCCCAACCUUCCCAUCAACCCCCUCUCUAUGCUGCUGAACGGCGUUGUGGAUCCAGCCGUCAUGGGAGGCCUGACCAACUACGAGAAGGCUUUCUUCACAGAGAAGUACAUGCAGGAGCACCCUGAGGACCUGGAGAAGAUUGAGAAACUGAAGGACCUGAUCGCCUGGCAGAUCCCAUACCUGGCAGAGGGUGUGCGCAUCCACGGCGAGAAGGUGACGGAGGCACUGCGGCCCUUCCACGAGCGGCUGGAGGCCUGUUUCAAGCAGCUGCGUGAGAAGGUCGAGAAGCAGUAUGGUGUCAAGACCCUGCCGGUGUUGGAGGAGCGGCGAGGCAGCCGACCGCGGUCCAUGGUGCGCUCCUUCACCAUGCCAUCCUCACAGCGCCCCCUGUCUGUGGCCUCCGUGGCGUCCGUCACCUCCCUGUCCUCCGACAACUCCCCCUCCAGGCCGGGCUCCGACGGCUUUGCCCUGGAGCCCCUCCUGCCGAAGAAGCUGUACUACAAGUCCCAGGACAAGCUGGACCGCGAAGAGCCCGAAAAGGAGCGCAAGGACAAGAAGAAGGACAAGAGGCAAAGCAAACACCAGGAGGCUUUCGAGAAGGACCUGCGGGUCCCGGAGGCCCCGGCCCCAGCCGCCGAGGCAGUCAUCCUGUCUGAGACGAUCAGCCCCCUCAGGCCCCAGAGACCAAAGAGUCAGCUGAUCGUGUUGCCGGGAGACCGCCGCCUGUCCGUGUCCCCGGCACCCCAGGCGUCGUCCACUGCAGCGCCGCCGCCCAUCGCUCCCCGGGCCAAACAGGGCUACAGCCUGCUGUCCGCCUCCAAUCUGGAGCUGAACGGGACCGCCGCCUUGGAGAAAGGAGAGACGCCUCCUCCGCUGCCAGUCAAGGGCAGCAUGGCUGACUACAGCAACCUGGAGAGCCAGGAUCCAGGCAGCCCCACCACACCGCCGGCCCUCUCUCAGCGGCAACUGCCCCCGCCUUUGCCCAGCAAGACUCCGCCGCCCCCCCCACCUAAGAGGAAGCAGCCGUCAGUCGAUUCGGGAAUCGUCCAAUGAGCGAAGGCCGGGAGCUGAGCUGUGACGGUCUCGUCCUGCCAGCCGCCUUCUUUCCCUCCUCUUUGCCGACGAGAUGAAUACCUCAUUCAGUACUUCUACAUGGUUUUUUUUUUUUUUUUUAAGUUUAUUCCCUCCCUCCCUUGGCCCCCCGCGAAGGGGACCCCCCUUGCUGCUGCAGAUCGCAGGAUCAUGGCCCGUUGGGACGCCACUCGCCCGUCCCGAGCCGGAUGACUUCCAGCUGACUGGGAAAGGAGGCUGCAGCCGGAUCGGCAGUGACCGUGUUUUGUCACACUGCAGACUGUAACGGAGAUGACUCUCUGCCUUCCCGCCCUGUACAGAUGUCUGUAUAUAUGAUUUUAAGAGUCUGUGGGUUUUAUUUCUGUGCGGUGUUUGGAGAAGCAGAUUUUUAACUGUCGUUUUUUAAUUAACACUGCAUUCGAGUAAUUGGCAGAUACUCUGGAAAAUGGCCACUGGGCUAUGAAAUGACAGGGAGCAUAUAAAUGUGCCUGUGUACCGUUACUGUUAGAUGCUGUGUAAUAUCGGGAACCGCUGGCCUUCUAAGUGUACCAGGCUUAGCUACUCAUAGUAUCUUUGUAUAGGAUUUUAUAUCUGAAAGCUAUAACCUCGGACUUCACUCUUCCAGAUCCACUACUGACUUUCAAAUAAACUCAGUACUUGUGUAUUUUUAA